AUUAUUAAUUUCCCUCUUUUUGACUGUUGAGGAAAACAAUUCAUCAAUCGUCAGAGGUUUGCCAUUGCUGACGCUUGCACUCCCUCUUGCUCGCGCUUCUUCGCUUAGGGUUUGGGUUUCUGGGUGUUCUUGCUGCUGCUUUUCUUGUGGGGUUUUGUACUCUCACUUUUCUUUUUUAAAAUCUUUAAAAUUUGCUUUUGAUUUUUCUGUUCCAUCUUGGUUUUCGAUGAAAAGGCAUUGAAUUGGGAAACAGGACGAACCCUUCCUCGAAGGAAAAAAAAAAUAAAAAUUUCAAGAAGUUUCUCUAAGUUCAGCGUUUAUCGUUUUGUGCGUGUGAUUGAAAUUCCGAGAUCGGGGCAAAAAAUGUGAGGUUGAGUGUGCUGAGCUUGAAGAGGUGAAGAUCCUAAUGAUGUUGAUUUAGCUAUCGGGAGAAGGGACGGUGAAAAGAGGAAGUGAUUUGGAUUUGCAAAAAUGCAAUUUCCGAACUUGGAUGACUCUCCCAUGUUCAGAAAACAGAUUCAGACCUUGGAGGAAGGUUCUGAAUCCUUGGGGGAGAGAUGUCUGAAGUUCUACAAGGGAUGCCGGAAAUACACUGAAGGACUUGGUGAGGGUUAUGAUGAAGAUGUAGCUUUUGCUAGUGCGCUUGAAACUUUUGGAGGAGGGCACAAUGAUCCUAUCAGUGUUGCCUUUGGAGGUCCUGUUAUGACCAAAUUCACUAUUGCGCUAAGGGAAAUAGGGACAUACAAAGAAGUUCUUCGAUCUCAGGUUGAGCACAACUUGAAUGACCGGUUGUUGCAGUUUGUGAAUUUUGAUCUGCAGGAUGUUAAGGAGGCGCGUAAACACUUUGACAAGACUAGUCUGCUUUAUGACCAGGCUCGUGAAAAGUUCUUGUCAUUGAGGAAAGGCACAAAACGUAAUUUAGCAAACACCCUUGAGGAGGAGCUUCACCAUGCUCGGUUGACAUUUGAACAAGCACGAUUUAAUCUGGUGACUGCUCUCUCCCACGUUGAAGCAAAGAAAAGGUUUGAAUUUUUGGAAGCAGUUUGUGAAACAAUGGCUGCCCACUUACGCUAUUUCAAGCAGGGCUUCGAGCUGUUACAUCAAAUGGAACCGUAUAUCAAUCAGGUCUCGACUUAUGCAAAGCAAUCAAAAGAGAGAUCUAACUAUGAGCUAGCAGCUCUCAGUGAGAGGAUGCAAGAAUAUAAAAGACAGAUCAAUCGGGAGAUCCGGUGGUCAUCGAAUGGUUCCAACGGAUCCCCUAAUCGAGAUGGAAUGCAAGCCAUUGGAAGAAGUUCACACAAAAUGAUACAAGCUGUCAUGCAAUCUGCUGCAAAUGGAAAGGUUCAAACCAUUAAACAAGGUUAUCUUUCAAAACGCUCGUCAAACCUGAGAGGCGACUGGAAAAGACGAUUCUUUGUUCUUGACAGCAGGGGAAUGUUGUACUAUUAUCGUAAACGAAAUACCAAGCCCUCUGGAUCCGGCACGCAGCAUUAUAGUCAAAGGAAUAGUUCUGAAUUGGGUUCUGGAUUGCUUAGUCGCUGGUUAUCUUCUCAUAAUCAUACUGGGGUACAUGAUGAGGAGUCUGUUCCUCACCACACUGUGAACCUUUUAACUUCUACGAUUAAAGUUGACGCCGACCAGUCAGAAUUAAGGUUCUGCUUUCGAAUCAUAUCCCCAUCAAAGAUCUAUACACUACAGGCUGAAAGUGCCCUGGAUCAAAUGGAUUGGGUUGAGAAAAUCACCGGAGUGAUUGCAUCGUUGUUAAGUUCUCAGGCUCCUGAUUGGUGUUUAUCAAACAGUCCAAUGGGCAGCGGCCACCAUCGGUCCAACAGUGAGAGUAGUUCAUUUGGAAGUGCUGAAUUUGAUCCUGGAGCCAUUGAGGACUACACAUCAGAGAGGUUUAAUUCUCUGCAUAUAGACCGUAACAUGCGAAGCUCACAGCAACUGAGAACCGGGAUUAAAAAUGAGAAUCCAAUUGAUGUAUUACGGCAAGUCUCUGGUAAUGAUAAAUGUGCUGAUUGUGGUUCCCCCGAACCAGAUUGGGCAUCAUUGAAUCUGGGAGUUCUUGUUUGCAUCGAAUGUUCUGGUGUACAUCGUAAUCUCGGAGUGCACAUAUCCAAGGUACGAUCACUAACACUCGACGUCAAAGUGUGGGAGCCAUCUGUCAUAAACCUAUUCCAGUCUCUAGGAAACUCUUUUGCAAAUUCAAUCUGGGAGGAAUUACUGCAGUCGAAGGGCGUGUUCCAAAUGGAACUUAGUCCUAAAGGGACUAAUAGUCAUCAAAUGCAAUACUUAAGCAAGCCGAGUCCUACCGAUUCAAUUUCUACCAAGGAGAAAUUCAUUCACGCCAAGUAUGCGGAUAAACUUUUUGUUCGUAAGCCGAAGGAAACUUCGUCAGUGGCGCAACAAAUGUGGGAUGCUGUUCACGCGUGCGAUAAGAAAGGCGUUUACAGCCUCAUCGUUAACUCGGAAGCGGAUGUGAAUACGGUUUACGAAUUCGGAGCUAGUUAUUACUCUUCUCUCAGCCUUGCAAUAGUAAUGAUGUUGCCCGAUCAAACUGCCCCCUUCCCCCACUCUGGUCACUCAGGAUCUGAGGCGUUACACGAAACAUUUUCAGGCUCGUCCGAUAAGCAGAGUAUGAGCGAAUCGAAUAGUGGCGUCGAGGAUCUUUAUCGCUGCUCCCUGCUCCACCUUGCUUGCGAAACUGCCGACAUUGGAAUGAUCGAGCUUCUUUUGCAAUACGGGCCCAACAUUAAUGCUACUGAUUCGUGGCUGCAAACACCUCUCCAUCGGUGUUCGAUGAAGGGUAAAUCUGCUUCUGCAAAGCUUCUCCUGAUGAGGGGAGCUGAUCCGCGGGUUACAGACAACCAAGGUAAAACUCCAUUUCAGCUUGCUGUGGAAUCGAACGUAAACGACAGUGAGGUUCUUGCGCUGCUCUCGGGCAGGUCUCAUGAAUGACGAACAUAUAACACCUCGGCCACUUUGCUAUUGUAAGUAGUUUUACCAUUGGGGCUAACUUACUCUUCCCUCGCCUCUCCGAAAAGUACAACAACUCUUCUCUUCGAAUAUUUAAGUGUCUCGAAGCACAAAUUAAAUGUCGCGGGAUCGGCUCGGGUCGGCUCGUAUGUGAAUUGGUAAGGUUUCAUGGUUAUGGAAACUCUUGGUUUAUUUUUAGUGUUGAUUGAGUUAUUCUUUUUUCACUUGUAUUGGUGAUUGAGGUGGUUUUGGCUGUGUGCUCUACGUGUGUGUGUGUACAUAUAUAUAUAUAUAUAUAUAUGCAUGCAUAUGUAUGUUGUCUGUAUAUGUUUGUCGAGUUGGGACUAGAACACAGUUUUGGUUUCUCACAUUUGUUGUCUCUGAUUUGGCAUUCGGACUACUUUGUGUUGGAAGCUUUAAAAGAGGGGUUCUAUUUUUUUGAGUUGGUAA
Messenger RNA from Andrographis paniculata, 3426 nucleotides. Its product is annotated as ADP-ribosylation factor GTPase-activating protein AGD3-like. The record is from RefSeq and is a predicted model, not a curated record. Gene Ontology annotation, cellular component: cytoplasm. The transcript has 19 exons. NCBI's taxonomy places the organism in Eukaryota, Viridiplantae, Streptophyta, Magnoliopsida, Lamiales, Acanthaceae. The coding region runs from base 472 to 2958 and encodes 828 amino acids. Gene Ontology annotation, molecular function: protein binding; GTPase activator activity.